UUAGCUGUUUGGAGAAGCCACUCCGUCUGUUCCUGCCUUGUCCUUCCUUCGACAUCUAUCAAUUGGAUACAAGAAUGUCUUGAACUCUAUGAGGCACUGUGACAUCUUAGUUUGCGUGCUCCAGGGCCUUUUUCUGGCAUACAGGCCGCCUGUUACGGCAGCUGAAACCGUGCUUCUUCGAAUUAGGGUGUUGCAGAGUUGCAAGCUGAAACUCGCCAGCUCGGAGGAAAGUGGACAGCUCGAGCUCCCCCGGAUCUUGGCUCCGUCACCCUCUCUUUCUUGGUGCAGAUCUUUGGCGAUCAUCGAUCUUGCCGGCUGCCAGCUUUCUCCUCCAUGGCCUGUUUUUGCAUUCAUGCCUCUAUGGACCUUGUCUAUUCGCUACUUGACAGCUCGUGUUACUUAUACCAGACUUUCACGUGCUCGGUCGACAAGCUAUGAAAGUCCGUCUGGCAUCAAGACUAUUGGCGUGUUAACACCAUGCAUCGAAACCAUGUUUGCACCAAGCAUGAUACCAACUCAUCAUGCGGAUCGAUUUCAUCAUUACACAUCUACCGAAGCUGAGGUUCCCGAUCGUAUGGUCGUAUCUGAAGAAAACAUCUGUGAGUGCGGGUGUUGAUGUCAGAAGGCAAGGCCAACCAUUGUCACGUCUCAGGUUCGGCCUUAAAGGACCCUAAAACAAAUUAGCGUCAUUGUUUCUGGUUCGAGAGGUCUCGGAACUCAGCUGUCUUAUACUAUGGCGACGGCUCAAAGUAACAUUUCAGUGAACCUCGUGUCGUUCAACCAGUCUUUACCCUCGAAUCUGCGAUUCGUCACACUCGUUUUUUGAAGCCUCUGUUCUUUCGUUUGUACCAACCUGA
Aureobasidium pullulans EXF-150 is the source of this 857-nucleotide messenger RNA. RefSeq lists its product as uncharacterized. Bases 89 to 616 code for a protein of 175 amino acids. The record is from RefSeq and is a predicted model, not a curated record. NCBI's taxonomy places the organism in Eukaryota, Fungi, Ascomycota, Dothideomycetes, Dothideales, Saccotheciaceae. The transcript has a single exon.